AUGCUGAACAAAUUACGCAUAUUUUUACCCCACUCACUCCCGCCGAUUCUCUUUUUGCUCUUCUUGUUGUGGAGGUUGAGUGAUGGGGAUUCGAUGGUAAUGCCAAUUGGACUCCAAGUUUCCUCAGCGUCAGAGGAACUCUAUCGAAAAUAUCUUAAGUCAACAUGUCGAAAAGGAAGCACCGAGCACAACGAUGUCGUCGCACGAGCACACGAGUAUCUGAAUUGGGAGGAGAACGCUUUUCUGGAACAAUUGCGGAUAAAAUUGGAACCGAAAACCGCGGAGGGUGACUUGAGCAGUCUCUACGGCCGACCUGAGUUCAAAAUCUUCGACUAUCGGAUAUUGUCGGCAAAAGUAACCUCUGAAUGCAAGAAGUCCAACGACACCAAGUUGAGCCGAAUCGAAGCGAUCAAGAAAGAGAGCGCGCUUCUUGAGGACGAGAUCGUGAAUCGGGUAUUUUACCAACCCGACGGCCAUCACGAGAUCGAUGAAGAGGAGAUCAAAGAGAAAGAAGCGAAAACGAUAAAAGGA
This is a messenger RNA of Mesorhabditis belari, 531 nucleotides long. The record is from the annotation of a GenBank genome assembly. NCBI's taxonomy places the organism in Eukaryota, Metazoa, Nematoda, Chromadorea, Rhabditida, Rhabditidae.